AUGGAAAACCUGGACCCGAGGCUCAGGAAUGCCCCCUAUUUUCGUUGUGAGAAGGGAGACAGUUCUGUCCCCGUGUGCCAAAAGUGCGAAACAUGUGUCUUGGCUUGGAAGAUCUUCUCUACCAAAGAGUGGUUCCGGAGGGUGGGAGAGGUGCCCCAGAGGAGGUUUCUAGUGAGCAUCCUGGAGCAGCUGGAUAGCUUCUAUUUGCUGCACUAUUUUCAGAAUAUCCUUCAGACCACACAGGGGAAGGAUUUCAUCUACAGCCGGUCCCGGAUCAACCUCAGCAGGAAGGAGGGGAAAAUCGUCAGGUCUUCCUUGAACCAGAUGUUGGAUAAAACCGUAGAACAGAAGAUGAGGGAGAUUCUGUACUGGUUUGGGAGAAGCACCCACCGGACCAAGGCAAAUUACACGCUCUUGCUGCUGCAGAUGUGCGACCCCAAGCUGCUGCUCACGGCUGCCAAUGUCAUCCGAGUCCUGUUUCUGAGACAGCAGAACAAUGUUGCAGGCCUCGAUCAAGACACUAGUGAUGUGUUUUUCUUUCCCGAGAAAGACUACAACGCGCAGUGUGAGACCUCAGAUGUUUUCUGGGCAGCUAGCACCAAGAACGCAUCCUUCCCUUUGUCCAGAGCUUCAGGAAAAGAAAAGUCGCUUGAAAACAUGGGAGUUGAGGCAUCUAAUAUUGAAGGACCAUGGAAGAGUUCGAUCCAGUGUAUUUCCGAGAUGAAUAGGCUGUUUUCCAGAAAAGCAGACCUGUCGAAGGCAGAAUACACCCCCUCCGACCUGUUGGUUGAUUUGGAUGUCGUCAAAGACCUGUCUUCCGGGGUUAGCAAAUUCCGGGACUUCAUCCAUUACCUGCCCAUCCACCUCUCCAAGUAUAUUCUAAGUAUGCUGGAUAAAAACAGCCUGAACAGGUGUGCCUCCGUGAGCCGGCACUGGGCCAUGCUGGUGCAGCAGGUGAAGAUGGAUCUGUCGAUGCAUACUUUCAUUCAGGGCCAUAUUACCUUCUUGCAGGGAUCCUACACAAAGGGAAUCGAUCCUCAUUAUGCCAACAGGCUUUUUAUCCCGGUUCCUAAAAUAACUGAUAACGGGAAGCGCAUGCGUGUGAAAAAUCAGAAAUUGAAACUGAGAACAAAGAAUGACUACAACCUGUGGGCCGCAUACCAGAACCAGGAAACUCAGCAGGUCCAGAUGGAGGAGAGAAAUGUCUUCUGUGGGACUUAUAAUAUCCGCAUUCUCUCUGACACGUGGGAUCGAAACAGAGUCAUUCACUAUUCUGGGGGAGAUUUGGUUGCAGUGUCAUCCAACCGGAAGAUCCAGCUUCUAGAUGUCAUACAAGUAAAGGAGUUACCCAUUGCGUUCCGAGGUCAUGCUGGGAGUGUCCGCGCCCUCUUCUUGUGUGAGGAGGAGAACUUUCUACUGAGCGGGAGUUAUGACCUGAGUAUCAGAUCCUGGGAUCUGAAAAGUGGGGCUUGUAUACGAAUCUUCAAUGGCCACCAGGGGACAGUCACUUGCAUGGAUUUAUAUAAGAACAGGCUCGUAUCUGGAGCAAGAGAUUGCCAGGUGAAAGAGUGGGAUGUAGAGACAGGGAAGUGUCUGAAGACAUUUAAACACAAAGACCCCAUCUUGGCCACCAGGAUCAAUGACACCUACAUCGUGAGCAGCUGUGAGCGGGGGUUAGUCAAAGUGUGGCACAUUGUCAUGGCCCAGUUGGUAAAGACUCUCAGUGGCCACGAGGGAGCCGUGAAGUGUCUGUGCUUUGACCAGUGGCAUCUCCUCUCAGGAAGUACUGAUGGCCUGGUCAUGGCCUGGAGCAUGGUGGGAAAGUAUGAGAGGUGCCUCAUGGCCUACAAGCAUCCAAAGGAGGUGCUCCACGUGGCUCUUGUCUUCCUCCGGGUCAUCAGUGCCUGUGCAGAUGGCAAGAUCCGCAUUUACAAUUUCCUCAAUGGGAACUGUCUGAAGGUGAUGAAAGCCAAUGGCAGAGGUGAUCCUGUGCUGUCCUUCUUUACUCAGGGCAACAGGAUGGUGAUCAACACGGAGAGCAACAUUCUCAUGUUCCAGUUUGAGAAUAUAAAGUGGCAGUACUCCCUGGACCAGGCCAAACAAAAGAAGAAGGAUGAAGAGGAGGACAGGGAAGAAAAUGGCCUCACAGAAAUCCCCUCCAGGUCUAGCAUUCAGGCUUUCAGCCUGAGGGACUCGAUGUCCAGUAAACAAACUGUGGCCCAGGAGUCCCUGUUAAGUAAACCAUACAGGUCCCGAGUUUUCCUGAGGGCCGCCAGGGUACCUACAGAAGUGUUAUUAGAGGGACCUCCAAGUCAAGGAAAGUCACAAUCACCCCGAAGAGAUGGCAAGAAGAGAGCAAAGGACGAGGAGAAAGUACCACCUGGAGACUUGAUCAAGCGCUCAAAGAAAAAGCGCUGGCAAGUCCCUAUGUCGGCCGACCAGUUCCUUCUGACGGUUAAUGCCCUGCAGCAAGCCCAUAAUUCAGGGGAGUUUGCCUAUCCCCGGAGGCCCCAAACCCAAGUCACUGAUGCCUGGGGACCUUCAAUUUCACACCCAAGGAAGGUCCUGAGUUUCAAAGGAAAAUCAAUCCAACAGGCAGUUGAUAGGUUGAGGUGGAGUAACCCUCCCAUUGAUGCGAAGCAAACCAGUAUUCCCUUGGAGAUCCAGAAACUGCAGCCCAACCUGAAGAACUCUUUGCACAGUCCCCGAGUCCAGUCCACCAUACCCCAGCCUGCGAUUAUCCGCCCCAGAUUCGCAGGCGCCCUCAAGGAUGAAGGCCAAGCGACCGGCUCCAUCGACGGGACAGUGCGCCCCUGCAGCCCGUUAACCAGCCUGCAGGUAAUUAAACCGAACCGCAUGCUGGCUCCACCCGUGGACAGGAGAACCAAGUCUGUCAAGAAAGAACGACCUUGCUUCUACACGACCCUUGAUCCCUUUAGAAUGAACACCAAGUUCAUGUUGUUGACCGUAAAGGAGGAGAAGGAGUAUGCGGAAGCCAAGAUGAAGGAGUUUCAGGCCAGGAAGCCCAGUGAAGUGGUCAAUCCAGAAAAAGCCAGCAGAGCUGCCUGGAUCAGGAAGAUCAAAGGCCUGCCUAUAGAUCAUUUCAUGAAGCAAGGAAAAACAGCAGCCCCGGAACUUGGGCAAAACGUGUUUAUCUGAA
Neomonachus schauinslandi (Hawaiian monk seal) is the source of this 3160-nucleotide messenger RNA. It is a transcript of the gene FBXW10B, whose product is annotated as CMT1A duplicated region transcript 1. NCBI's taxonomy places the organism in Eukaryota, Metazoa, Chordata, Mammalia, Carnivora, Phocidae. Bases 1 to 3159 code for a protein of 1052 amino acids. Gene Ontology annotation, molecular function: protein binding. The transcript has 14 exons. The record is from RefSeq and is a predicted model, not a curated record.